GAAUGAAGUAGAACGAUCACGUGCCUUUACUGGACUACAUGUUAAAUACCGACAAACUUUGAAUUAUAUUUUAGUUUCGUCCAUUGCGAAUUGCGUGAAAGUGAAAAAAGUGUAUACUAUAUUCGUUGGAUUCAAUAAUUCUGUUGUGAUUGUGAUACAAGUGUGCUGAUAUUGAUACAAUGGAAUGUAAAGUGAUUGAGUCACAGAAGGGAAAACAAAUGCUUGUUGUUGAUGGAUUUGUCUUAACAAAAAACAGACAAAGAGGAGACCUCUUUUACUGGGAAUGUAGCCAACGCCAGCAUUUAGCUGCUCGUGAAACGGCAGAUACUCUCUGCAAAGCUCGAGCUAGCACGAUUUUCUUAAAUGGUUCCCACACAUUGAGAAAAUGUAGUGCACACAACCAUGCACCACAAGCCAGUGACGUCGUCGUUCGUGAAAAAUUGACACAGCUAAAGACCAUUGCUGCCAUUAGUCAAGAAUUACCAACUCAAAUGGUAGAGGCUUCAACAUCUGACAUGAGCAUGGUAACAAGGGUUGAUAUGCCAUCAAAGCAGGCAUUAACAAAGCGAAUUAAAAGGACUCAAAAUAAAAACCAUCCAGUAGAGCCACAUACAUUAGAAGAUGUGGCUAUUCCAGAUGACCUGAGGUUGACACAGUCAGGAGCUUUGUUUCUGUUAAAGGAAAGCUCCAUAAACAAUGACAAGUUGCUAAUAUUUUCUACUGAAUCAAACAUCCAAAAGCUUGGUGAGGCUAUGUAUUGGAUCAUGGAUGGUACUUUCAAAACUGCUCCUAAUAUUUUCCUACAAAUCUACUCCAUUCAUGCCCCAGUAGGUUACGAAAACUGCAGAGUUUUACCGCUUGUCUACAUUUUGAUGUCUCGAAAAACCGAGGCUAUGUAUACACGAGCUUUCCAGGACCUCGCAGAUAUCGCAGAAAAAAUGCACAUACACUUAUCUCCACGGUUUAUUGUCACUGACUUUGAAAAAGCUGCAAUCAAUGCUUGCAUUGAAUUCCCAACAGCUACAAGUAAAGGGUGUUUUUUUCAUUUUAGCCAAAAUAUAUGGCGAAAGCUACAAGCGUUGGGUUUGGCACUUCUUUAUGGCCAGGAUCCACAGUUCUGCCUGCUGAUGCGGCAAAUAGCAGCACUUGCAUUUCUUCCAAGUGCAGAGAUUCCGGAAGCAUUUAAUGAAUUAAAAAACAUUUUCCCACCAAACACAGCUGAGUUAGUAAAGUGGUUUGACGAGACCUACGUUUGUGGUCGAGUGAGGUUGUUAAACGCAAGAGAGGUGAGGGUUCCACCACUUUUUCCACCAGAGUUCUGGUCUGUACAUGACAAUCAUGUACAUGGGAUUCCUAGGACACAAAACACGGUUGAGGGGUGGCACAGGAGGUGGCAGGUAAUUGUAGGGAAGGAUCACCCUGGAGUAUUUUGUUUACUAAACAAACUAAAGCAGGAACAAGGUAGAGUUGAAGUAGAAAUAGAGGCUUGGAGAGCCAGCAAAAAAGCGAAAAAAACAAUAUUUACAGAAAGAGGACAGGAUAACAACUGUAAUUGCAGAAAGGGGAAACAGAACUACACUUGA
Messenger RNA from Physella acuta, 1583 nucleotides. RefSeq lists its product as uncharacterized. Lineage: Eukaryota; Metazoa; Mollusca; Gastropoda; Physidae. The record is from RefSeq and is a predicted model, not a curated record.